CAGAUGCAUCAGUCAGGCUGAGAUAUGUAUCUUGUUUCUGUGUGAUAUACAUUUACAGCAAAAGUACUUUAUUCCGACUGCUUUGUAGAAAAGUAAACGUGCUUUGCAUCCAUCAUGUGGCUCCCCCUGCUGGUGGUGGUGAUACUGAUCUUCUUGUACAGACAGAACAGACACAGAAAGAUCAUGCAGAAUCUGACAGAUAAAUAUGUGCUGAUCACCGGCUGUGACUCCGGAUUUGGAAAUUUGUUGGCAAUACAGCUUGACAGGCGUGGGAUCCAUGUGUUGGCAGCUUGUCUGACUGAUAAAGGUGCUCAGGAUCUGAAGAAAAAGACUUCCAGCAGGCUACAAACAUUUAUCCUCGAUGUCACAGAUAGCAAAAGUGUAUGCUCUGUUGCCAACUGGGUCUCUGGUAUUGUAGGAAACAAAGGACUCUGGGGCCUGGUGAACAAUGCAGGUGUUUCCCUCCCGACUGCACCUAAUGAAUGGCUGACAAAGGAGGAUUUUUUCAAAAUCCUAAAUGUGAACCUUUUGGGGGUUAUUGAUGUUACACUCAGACUAUUACCGCAAGUUCGCAGAGCAAAAGGGAGAGUAGUCAAUGUUGCUAGCAUUGCUGGCAGACUGACCUUCUGCGGAGGAGGCUACUGCAUGUCUAAAUACGGAGUGGAAUCAUUCUCUGACAGUCUCCGGCGUGAUAUGGCCCCGUUUGGUGUGAAGGUCUGCAUGGUCGAGCCAGGGUUCUUCAAAACACAAGUAACUGAUGCAAGGUUACAGAAAGAGCAAUUACAGAAGAUCUGGCAUGGGCUUCCCGAGGAAAUACGGAAGAGUUAUGGGCAGCAGUACUUUGACAAAUAUUGCAGCAUUGUUGAUCUUACCCUGGGUAGAUCUAACCCAAAGCUUCACCUGGUUACAGACUGUAUGGAGCAUGCGCUGACUGCAGAGUACCCCAAGACUCGCUAUUCUGCUGGCUUGGAUGCCAAACUCUUCUACAUUCCUCUCACGUAUUUACCUACUGCUUUUGUAGACUUUCUUAUUAAUAUUACUAAGCCAUCACCAGCACAAAGUAUCUCAUAGGAAUUUUGUGCUCUGCGAAAAAUCUUGGGGCAAAUUUAUGAAUGAGUAAAAAGAAGGGUUCAUUUACAAUCAGCAGAACAUAGUGCUACGUGCAAAAAAGAGGCGCAAGCCAACAAUCUGCAGUUUUGCUGGUCAACUCCAGAAUGUAGAUUAGACCUAGGGCUUGCAUAUGGGCAGUGUCAGACUGGGACACCAGGGGCCCACCAAAAAACCUUGGACCAGGGGACCACUCUUAGUACUAUUAUUCUUCCUCUGAACGCUCCAUCUCUAUUUUCUCUCUUUUCUUUACAUACUAUAAUCUAUUAUUCCAUCUAUUUGGCCUCUUUGUUAUCAUAGAAAUAGGGAAUGACCAUUAAAUUGGCCAAAUGACACCUGUGCCCACCGGAAGUUUUCUUGGUAUCCCGCUGGGCCAGUCCGACACUGUAUAUGGGUGCUUCUUGCAGCUACAAUGGGUUCUACCCAGAUUAGGGUGGCUAUCUCAUCUCUUUAAAGUAUGACACCUGUUGAACACACAUGCUGCAAGUUAGAUACAAAACUGCCCACAAAUCCUUCAUCCACGCAUGCAACUUGCAGCACGUGUAUUCAAUAAGUGUCCUGUUUAAAAGGGUGAGAUGGGCACCCUAGACCUAGUGAUGGUCAUUUCUUUCUAAAUUCUGUGAAGAGGCCUAAUACUGUAUUAUCCUAAUAUUACGGUCUAGCUGCCAUUCAGCCUUUAGAACAAUGAACUCCUUACUGGCCUAUGUGCUCAAACCUGUGUCUCAAAAGAGCAAACAGAUUUUUUUAUAUUCAAUUUUGAAAUCCGACAUGGGGCUAGACAUUUUGUCAAUUUCCCAGCAGCCCCUGGUCAUGUGACUUGUGCCUGCACUUUAGGAGAGAAAUGCUUUCUGGCAGGCUGCUGUUUUUUGUUUGGCUGCUGGGGGGAAAGGGAGGGGGGUGAUAUCACUCCAACUUGCAGUACAGCAAUAAAGAGUGAUUGAAGUUUAUCAGAGCACAAGUCACAUGACUUGGGGCAGCUGGGAAUUUGACAAUAUGUCUAUCCCCAUGUCAGAUUCCAAAAUUGAAUAUUAAAAAAUCUGUUUGCUCUUUUGAGAAAUGGAUUCAGUGCAGAAUUCUGCUGGAGCAGCACUAUUAACUGAUUAAUUUUGAAAAAAAUGUUUUUUUCCAUGACAGUAUCCCUUUAAGUCUCUGAAGUAUUUGCUAUGCAUUGUAAGAAUAGGAACAAAGAUGAUGUCUAAUAAAAUAUAGCUUUGCA
This is a messenger RNA of Xenopus laevis (African clawed frog), 2323 nucleotides long. RefSeq names its product retinol dehydrogenase 7 L homeolog (gene rdh7.L). Gene Ontology annotation, molecular function: oxidoreductase activity. Gene Ontology annotation, biological process: steroid metabolic process. NCBI's taxonomy places the organism in Eukaryota, Metazoa, Chordata, Amphibia, Anura, Pipidae. The record is from RefSeq and is marked provisional.